GUGUGUAAUAAAUUGGGCACAACACAUUGGCUAUUAUAUCAUCCGGACGAAGCAUUAGCAUAUUAUCAACAAUCAUUAAGUGUUUGUCAACAAUUAUCCGAUCUGGAAAGCAUGUUGGAAUUAUAUAAAGCGAUGGCAAAUAUUCAUUUUAAGAAAGGAAUGAUGGAUGUAUGCCAUUCCUGUUUACGAUGUUAUCUAACACUUGCCAGUAUAUUAUCAAAGGAAACAGCUCGUUUAAAUGGACUUAUAUCAAUUGGACGUACAUUAUUACUUCGUCAACGAUACAAAGAAGCCAAGAAAAUUUUUACUAAAGUAUUGAAUUUAACGAGUGAAAGAGAGAAUCGACGUGAACGUGGCCUGAUUUACGGUUAUAUAGCAGAGUGUUACCUUGGAAUGAAUGAUAAAUCAAAGGCACUACUUAAUUUUUGCAAACAAAUUCCAUUUUUUGAUGAUAUCGAUGAUAUCGAAGGGAAGUGUGAAACAUUGAGACAUUUGAUUGAAGAAAAACGGUUAAUUAAAGAUGUUAAUUGGGCUAUACGACUUUGCAACAAUCGAAUUGAUCUAUCAAAAAUGGGAUCAAUUGAUUUACAGGUUCAAGUUUUGAAAGAAUCAGCAGAAGUAGCUGAAAGCCUAUCGAAAUUAUGGGAAGCAUGCAAAUUUUUAGAAAAAGCAGUAAUACUAUGUAUUGCUAAUAAAUGUGGCAACAUUUUAGAUUUAUUAUUAAAUUUAAAAAAUAAAUAUUUGAGAUGUAAUGUAAGAAAACGAGCUAUAAUGCUAUUUCGAGAAUGCUCAGAUGCUGUAGCAAUUCAUUCAAAUGAGCAACUUUCAAUAUUGUUAGAACUUAGCAAAUUGGAAUUGGAAGAACGUUUGAUAAAUGAUGUUAUCACUCAUAUCACAGAUGUAAAGGAAAAUUGUCAAGAUAAGGAAUCGAAGGCGAUAUGCGAAUAUAUUCUUGCAUGCGCCUAUUAUGAUGAUAGAAAUUACACAGAUGCGUUGUAUCAUAUGCAAAAUUUUGAAAAUUUGAAAAAAAACUUAUCAGUAAAUCAAAAAGAAAUGCUUAAAUUAGAGCUUUUAUUGAUUGAAUGGAAUUACAAUGCUUCAGAUCAUGUAAUUGAAGCAAUACAAGAUAUUGCUAUGAAAACCGAUUCACUGACAAUUCAUCGGAUUUUGGAUGAAUCAUGCUUAUAUGAUUUACUAAAUCAUGAAAAAUUAUCAAAAAUAUCCGCAAUACAUUGGAUGAUGACAAGGGGCGACUUUAUCACUGCCAAACAUUUCUUCGAUUUACAUAAAAAUACUUAUCAAAAUAGUACAGAAUAUACCGCUGAUAUGGCAUUAUUUUACUGGAAUGAACGAAAAUUCCAACGAAAAUAG
Messenger RNA from Acanthocheilonema viteae, 1371 nucleotides. NCBI's taxonomy places the organism in Eukaryota, Metazoa, Nematoda, Chromadorea, Rhabditida, Onchocercidae. The record is from the annotation of a GenBank genome assembly.